AUGAAUCUUCCAGCAUCCUCAAGCAGCCUUGAAGAGGAGAAGCCUACGAUCGGAAAGUACUGGUUGGUCCAAUCGGUCAAAAAACUCGCAGCCAUUUACGAUACUUACCCUGGCUGCAAAUAUGACAAAAAGGUCGAUUCCCGACCCAUCCUCGUACAACAACUGGUCCUGUUUGAUACGGCCAGGGUAAUUGCUUGGCUCAGUGAGCAAGCGGAGAUUGCAGAGAUGGGCGAAGAGGAGUUUGAGUCGACCACCAAGCUCUAUCAAGCCGAGAUUGAUAAAUCAAAGCUGGAGGUCAAAAAAUGCUUUGAGUCCUACGUCAACACUACCAUGGACGAAUUGGCAUUCGAUGACGACACCUCUAUCAAGCAUAUUCAGGCUUCUUAUUCCUCCGCCAAGAGAUCUGCUAAGGAGGAACAUGCUCUCGAUAUCAUGGCUGGUCGUGAGGUGGGCAAAUGGAGUGGCGAAGAGGACGAGGCCUGGGGAUAUGGUCGCGGAAUAGUCCCCGGUCACCCUUUGUUUGAAUACUUCCACGAAAAGUCCGUCAAGCGUGCGAGAGAAGAGACUAAGGAAGCCCCUGCUACAGAGGCGGAAGGCGAACGCAAGAAGCCAUCGAGCCACCCUCAAGUGCGAAUCACUGGGCCCCUCCUCGAGAAUUUUGCCUUCCCGGCACGUCAGCAAAGAGUGCUUCCAAAGGCUACCUAG
Drepanopeziza brunnea f. sp. 'multigermtubi' MB_m1 is the source of this 705-nucleotide messenger RNA. RefSeq lists its product as uncharacterized. Lineage: Eukaryota; Fungi; Ascomycota; Leotiomycetes; Helotiales; Drepanopezizaceae. The record is from RefSeq and is a predicted model, not a curated record.